Antrostomus carolinensis (chuck-will's-widow) is the source of this 1029-nucleotide messenger RNA. Its product is annotated as poly(U)-specific endoribonuclease-A-like. Gene Ontology annotation, molecular function: RNA endonuclease activity. NCBI's taxonomy places the organism in Eukaryota, Metazoa, Chordata, Aves, Caprimulgiformes, Caprimulgidae. The record is from RefSeq and is a predicted model, not a curated record.
AUGUUUGUCAGUGCCACCGCCGGCCUGAGCCUGCCCUUACCCUGCUGUACCAGAAACUCCCGAGCAAGUGGAGGGAUUAUAACACCAUUGGCUACAGAGAAGGACUUCAGGAUUGAGAGGCUGAAGUUUAGGAAACUGGACAGAUCACUAAGAGCCAGGCUGGGCACAGGGACCAUGGAGCAUGGUGAGACACAAUCUGUCAGUGCAUGGAAAACCGCAGGAAGAACUUUGUUAAAAAAUACUCCAAGGAAAGAGCCUUUCCUAAACUUAGGAGAAGCCAGUGCCGCACAGCCAGGUGACAGUGCUGUCCAGGACAACGCAGCCAGACACCUGUUUCACAGCGUAAAUGAAGAACGCCUGAAGAGCAUACAAACUUUUGCAACCUUUAUUUCCUUAUUGGACAAUUAUGAGACAUCAACCGGUGUAGCAGAAGUAGUGACUCCAGAAGAAAUAGUUGAAAACAAUUGUUUUCUUGAUGCUAUCUUAGCGACAGAAGUAAUGAAAUUAACUCAUGAAUAUCUGCUUAAAAAAAAACUAGCAAAGCCAAACCUUGCCAAUUUCAAACAUCAGCUCUAUGACAUCUGGUUCCAGCUCUAUGCCAGGAAAGAAGGAGACAGAUCUGAUUCUUGUGGUUUUGAACAUGUUUUUGUUGGAGAAACAAGACAUGGUAAACAGAUCUUAGGUUUGCACAACUGGGUGCAAUUUUACCUUCAGGAAAAGUGCAACCAAAUUGACUACAAGGGAUAUGUCACUCGGAAGAACAAAACCAAGCCUGACAAAGAUGACCAAGUUUUGAGCAUCCAGUUCAGCUGGAAGGGCUCGGUCCAGGCAAUUGGAAGCACUUUUAUUGGUGUCAGCCCAGAGUUCGAAUUUGCCCUUUACACCAUCAUUUUCCUACUGGCUGAAGAAAGAGUCACACGUGAAACGGUGAAGAUAGAGCAGUAUGAACUACAGAUGGUUGUUUGCCGCCAUGGGCAUCACAUUGGAACAGCGUAUCCAGUACUCCUCAGCACCAGUAGUGAAGACUAG